ACGAUUAGCGAACAGGUAUUUGUAUACAUAUGACGUGUAAUCCGACUUAUAAAUCAAUCAGUUUUCGGUUCUCAAUAGAAAAUUAGUGAACGCAGAAAUAAUGUCUGGAAGCAGUGAAUGUUUCGUUGCAAAUAUUGUUGAAGUCUCAAAAUCUUUAUCAAAUCGCCCUUCAAGAUAUACUAAAUUAUUGCCGACAAAAACACUAAAACUAAAACAGAAUCCAGAAGAAGAUAUUAAACUUACAUUGAAAUUCUACGACAAUUGUUUCAUUGAGAGUGAGGAUGGAACCAUGUCUGAUUCUGACUCGGAUCCAUCGUACACAUCCAUCUUAAACGAACUAAAUUUAGAUUUGAUAGCUACUUUUGAUAAUUAUGUUCACGAAGUUUAUGCCGAUUCUACGCAGAAGUAUGAAUAUAAAAUAGAACUUAGAGCUCUUGUGAAAAAAAAUGACGGCGAUGAAAUACAUGUCAAUUUUCCACGAAUUUUACAUGAAAUUCGAACUGAUAAAGUAAUUCAAUUUCCAACUCAAGAACUUCCACGUAAUUGUAGAAAAUUACGGCAUGUCUGUUUCAGUAUUAGCAGAUUGAUCUCAAAUGAUAAUAUUACAGUGAAUGAUUUGUUUCCAAUUUUACGAAAUUCUUACAAUUGGUCAUUUAAAAAUACAAGUUGCAUUAGCUUAGUUGUUGGCAGUGAAAAAUUUCCAGUCCACAAAGAAAUAUUAUCUUCGAAGAGUGAUGUUUUUGCAGCAAUGUUCAAACAUGAAGUACAAGAAAACGAUACAAAAAUCGUAAAAAUUGAAGAUUUUGAAGCUGAUGUGAUAGAUGAAAUGAUCAGAUUCAUGUACACCGAUGAAAUAAAGAUCCCGAUCGAGCAUCCCCAAGAUCUUUAUGCUGUUGCAGAUAAAUAUCAGAUAGAAGAUUUAAAAGCCAAAUGUCUAGAAUUUUUGAUUUUCAAUUUAAAUUUUAGUAAUUCUACCAGUUUGUAUAAGUUCGCUAAAUUGUAUGAUAUAGAUGGAUUGAUGAAGACUUUAAAUUCUUUUUUCAAGAAAUACGAGCAGCAUAUGGUUCAAGAGGAAACUUAUAGAAAUUACCUUUGUGAAAGUAUAAAUUUAGGAAAUUUUGUGGAUGUUUUAUUUUUAUGUACUAAAUUUAAAGAUGAUUUAGAGGAAGUUAAAAAAGUGGCCUAUAAUUUUUUUGUCAAUAAUACAUCGCAAAUAUUUGAGAUCCCUAGCUUUCAAGAUUGGUUUUACAAAUAUAAAUCGGAGUGUUAUGACUUAUGCAAAUUUUUAGUGAACUCGAAAACCUCAUCGUUAUCAAUCAGCCAAAAUUAGAUCUAGUAUUAAUUUGUCUAUAUUUGACAACAAAAAUAAUACAAUAAAAAUUGAUAUAAAAU
Trichogramma pretiosum is the source of this 1392-nucleotide messenger RNA. RefSeq lists its product as uncharacterized. The record is from RefSeq and is a predicted model, not a curated record. The transcript has a single exon. Lineage: Eukaryota; Metazoa; Arthropoda; Insecta; Hymenoptera; Trichogrammatidae. Gene Ontology annotation, biological process: proteasome-mediated ubiquitin-dependent protein catabolic process; regulation of proteolysis. Gene Ontology annotation, cellular component: nucleus; cytoplasm. Gene Ontology annotation, molecular function: ubiquitin protein ligase binding. The coding region runs from base 101 to 1330 and encodes 409 amino acids.